UAAUAGGACAGUCGUGCUUUGGAGAGUGGUGGGGAUUGUGGCGUAACGCGUAGAGGGUGGGAGAGGGAAAAAUCUGUUGGACGGGUUAGAACGGUGCGUGCUCCCGUGCGGUUCCGUGCUUUUCCGUUAGCGUAAACAUCAGCUGUGUGUUUGUGUGUAUAUAUCUCUCUCUCUCUCUCUCAUUCUCUCUCGGUAUCUUUCUCGAGGCCACGAGUCUCUUAGAAGAAAUGACAGGAGCAGUCGAGAGAACGGUCGCGAUGCGUUUAUCGUUUUCGUGAGGGUGGAAAAAAAGCUUUCUCGUGAUAAUUGUCAAGGGGAAGAAUAAGGCGGGCCGGAUAUAUUCUAUCUGUCACCACCCGCCGCUUCAACUUUAACAAUAAGGUUCGAUCGGGAUAAUGAACGGAGGAAGCCUAGGAAUACCUCGAGGACCCGAACAACAUCCGCAGAGAUUCGCCGAUUACUUCGUCAUAUGCGGUCUUGAUAAAGAUUCGGGCCUCGAACCGGACAAAUAUUUCGGAGAUUCUUUACAAUGCACACCAUUGGAUCGAGCAUACAAGAGCAAAGUUUUAGGACAUUAUCCGGAUUCGGUACCAUGGAACCCAUUCGACGAGCAUGCAGUUUGUAUGCUAUGCCUACCAAGUGGUUUGAGAUUUCGAACCCAGAAACAUUCGGUGGAGCCAACGUUUCAUUCGUUUGUCCUUACCAAAGAAGAUGGGCACAGAACUUACGGUUUCAGUCUGGUAUUCUACGAGGAAUGUCGUAAUCGUAAGAUAUGCGCUGCUAUGCAAACAUUGCAAGCGAUGCAUAUCACAGAAUUGAGCAGUGGUCAGAACGGUACACCGCCAACGGCGAGAAAGGGUCAAGAAGGUGGACACAAUACCAGAUCAUUGCCACGUCAUUUUAAAUUGUCAGCGCAUUCUCCAAGUGCUGCAUUAGCUUAUUACGAUUCAGCCAAAGAUAAAUUAUUAGUGACCAAGUCAAUUUCCUUGCUUUGCCAACAACCCUAUCUUCACGCGGCCAGAAUGUUCCUCACCAAUCUAUACAAAUGUGUUCCUAGGCAUCCGGGACCUGGCCUUAGUUUAGAAUCUUACGUGUACAAUCUUCUGUACAAUGUACCAGUACCUUUAGCUGGAAAAUCAUUGAAAUUUUUUGUACCAAACGACGAGCCAGCUAAGGCUCCCUUAGAAUUAGUGAUACAUCAGCCAAAGCCAUCGCGAGAAUUACCCUUGUUGGAUUAUCCUUUGAAAGAUAUGUUUACAUGGCUAGGGGCUGAUUGUGUCAUACAAUUGUUCACUUGUGUCCUUUUGGAAAAUCAAGUAUUACUCAGAAGCUCGGAUUUCAACAAACUUAUGAUCGUAUCCGAAUGCAUAACCGCCCUUUUGUUUCCUUUUUCUUGGCAACACGUUUACGUGCCCAUAUUACCAGCCAGUUUACAUCAUUUCUUGGAUGCACCGGUCCCAUUUAUUAUGGGAUUGCAUGCGCAAAGCGAAGGUGGUGUAUUAAAAAUUGCUAGCGAAGCAAAUCUUUGUUAUGUAGAUAUAGAUAAACAAAGUAGCCAAUUCCCGGAAGAAUUACCGGUAUUUCCGCAUAAGAUGCAGUUUAUUGCUGAAAUUAGAGCACUUUUAAAUAAGUACAAAGUACCAUUAACGGGAAAGACUGAUAAUAUGCUCAUAAACUAUGUCAAUGGUGACAUUAUGACUAGCAGCUUGACUCUUCCUGGUUCUGGUUUUCACCUUCCACGUAGAAAGCAUUCGUUACACGAUGUUUUAGAUUGGGAUAGACCUGAUUCCGCACAGCAAACUGAUGCCUUUCAACGAAUCGUUGACAUAGUUAAGAGAACGGGUGUAAAUGUAGACGAUAUUGAUUCCAUGGAGGAUACCAUUACGGAUAAAAUACUCACGCCACAAGAGGAAUAUCAAGAAACCCUGAUUUUUAAUAACGCCAUUAGAGAGAUUUUUUUGAAUCGUUUUGCACAAAUGUUUUGUAGUUAUGAACAUUUUGUUAUUCAACCUAAUCAAAAUAAAGACGAAUGGUUGAAUAACAGAGACAGUAUGCAUGUGUUUGAUAAAGCUACCUUUUUAUCUGAUCAACCUGCCCAACAUCUACCAUUUUUAUCAAGAUUUUUAGAAACUCAAAUGUUUGCUUCCUUGGUUGAUAGCAAAGUUAUGUCAACGUGGAGCGAGCUCGAUUAUAAUAUCAAAGUUUUUGACGACAGAAUUACAUUUUUAAAGAAAGAAGUUGGCGAAACUAUUAUAAGAUCGACGCGUUACGAAACGUGUACGAGUAUGUCUGAAACUCAAAAAGUCUUGGAACAGAGAUUAACCAACGUAGAUUUUGAAACCAAUCCGCCAACCGAAAUUGUUCCACAUAGAGCUGCGUAUUUUCGAAGUUUUCCAUUACUCGAUUCUAUCGCGUUAAAUAAAGAACCUGUACAAAGUAUUCUUCGUAGUAGAAAAGGACAGACACAGUGGAAAUAUAAAAUGAAAUCUAUGGAAUCUAAUGGGAAAACGGUAGCACCUCAAGAAUCUCAAUCUCCAAGACCACAAACUAAGCUCUCUGCAGAUAUGAGUCCAGCAUUAAUAGCACAAGCUAAUUGGACUUUUGUUGAAAAAUUACUCAAGGAUUGUAAAUCUAAAACGAAAAGAAUGUUAGUCGAAAAAAUGGGUUCUGAAGCAUUUGCAUUAGGACACACUAAAGAAUCUCUGUUUGACGUAGAAGAAAAUACAUUAGUUGCUAGUCUCUGUGAUUUAUUGGAGAGGAUAUGGAGUCAUGGGUUACAAAACAAACAAGGAAAAAGUGCUCUCUGGUCACAUCUGACUACUUAUCAGGAAUUGGAGGAACGUAACGAUACUAAUAAAACUAUAGAUCCCAACUUUCUUUCUCCUGUACCCAAGAAAUCACCAAAUAAACUUUUUGGGUUACCGGAUCGUUUAAUCGCAACUUUAAAGAGCAGAAAUAUUUUUCUGAUUGCUUCAUAUAUCAAGGAGAAUUUGAAUGAUUUGUCCACUCUGGCAUUAGAGACCGACGUAUCACCUACGAGAUUAACGGAUAAACACAAAUCUCCUGGAGAAAGAAGAGCAGUCGGACCAGAACAUUUACGUCCCUUACCUGAGUCAUUGAUUUUUGAUAUUAGAAAUAUUCAAGCUAUGACGGAUAUUAAAACGCAAAUUGGAUACGCCAGAGCAUGGGUGAGAUUAGCGUUGGAAAAGAAAUUAUUAUCUCGACAUUUGAAAACACUGUUAUCCGAUACAGAACUUUUAAGAGGUCAAUAUAAAAGAUCAGCAUUUUUACGUUGCGAGGAAGAAAAGGAACAAUUUUUGUAUCACUUAUUGACGUUAAACGCAGUUGAUUAUUUUUGCUUUACAAAUAAUUAUCCUACUACCAAAUUACCGUACAGAGUCGUUAUAUUUCCUAGUCGUAAAGCAAGUGCUGCAACUACAUCUGCUCAUAGUUGGAUCGCCAUUUCUGGCACUUUAUGCGAAACUAAUCCUGUACCGAUUCCUAAAGGUGCAUUAGAAUUUGUAUUUCACCAUAAAAACUUAGGCGUCCUAUCAACUUUACGGAUAGGUCACGAUAACACUGGUCCCUCACCUAGAUGGAUGGUAGAACACGUAGUUGUAAGAAACGAAGUUACUGGACAUACAUUUAAAUUUCCUUGUGGAAGAUGGCUUGGUAAAGGCAUAGAUGAUGGAUCUACUGAAAGAUUGCUAGUAGGUGCUUUAGUACCACAUAGUAUUGAUAACGAAGAAUUGGUUGAAUCUUGUUCGACUCCUCCAAGAUGUAGAUCUCCAAGUAUACCCAGGAGAAAUGUGUUAUCCCUAGUUGAAUUACAACAGAUACUUGGAGAAGCUGUAAAUGCGAUAGUUAAAUAUUAUUACAAAAGAGAGUGCCAAGAUAGUUCUCUAACUGCCUUAAUUUGUGGCGAAGGUGGACUCGUACCUUCUCUAGAACAAAUCUUUUUAUCCGGUUUUAAAAGUCAAAGAAUAUUUGGUAGAAACUUAUACGUUUGGGACUACUUCUUAAGAGUGAAAGAGGACUUUGAAAUAUCUUUAUUAGAUGAAAUGAAUGAAUAUAGGAUUAAAAAACUACACUCAGAAAUGAAUCAGAAGUUUCCUAUAAUGAGAUGUUACUGUCAUCUUAUCGAUCAGAUUAAUAUAUUUAGUCAAACUUUGGGAAAAGAUGGAAAGUUUCAAUUGUUCAUUUGUUUGGCGACAAGAGAACAAUUGUUGCAUCCCAUGUUGCCUCUUAUGAGCGUGGCACGUUCCACUGCAGACAUGUACGAAGAGAAUUCGUUUUUGAGAAAUCCAGCUCUAUUGACGUUCCUCAUACAAAUUCUUAAACCACUUACCGAUUUUCAUAUUGUCCUUGAAAAAAGCUUGACGUAUGGAAUCUCUAGUAUAUGUUAAUCUGUUAUACAUUCCGUGUGCAUACUUUGGUCGAAGCUUCAUCAAAAUGGCUAAUACCAAAUGCAAACACGAUGUUAUGCAUUCAUUUUAUACGUUGUUGAAAAAAGUCGCAAGACUUUAAUAGGGAAAAGGCCGGUGUUAGUUUUAAAAGGAAAAAAAAACACAAAAAAUCAUCAUUUGCUAAAUGUUGCAAAGAGAAUUUUACUAUUACGAUAUAUAUAAUAUAUAUGAAAAUUGAAUAUUUAAAAAAAAAAAAGAAAAAGAACAAUUGAAGACUGUUACUGGUGAAUGUAAAAAUAGAAAUUUUUAGAUGAGAAAUUAUUAACAAGUGUGUGUGAGAGAGAGAGAGAGCUAGAAUGUGAGAGUGAAUGAAUAAAUGAAUGAAUGAAAUGAAAAAGAAAAAAAAGUGUAUGACUUUUACUAUGUAAAAUGUAAAAUUUAGCAAAGGUGAGCAUGAAUCUUUUUCUCUCAUGCUAUUUUCAAUGCUCGUACUAUUCAUGACAAGUGAUAUACGUUUAUUAUUAUCUAGUUAACUUUUACUCAACUCCCUUUUAAUCACAAUUAAUUAUUAAAUGUGAAGAACGAAAAGGAGACAUUUUUCUCUAAAUCAUACAUAGUAUGGACGAAUUGUAAACCAAAGAUUUUAAAUCCUACUUAUUAAUUAAUAUUGUAAUCAACGCCGUGUAUAUUUUCAUUGCCAUUUUAUUCAAACAAAAUUUAUUUUAUUUUUUUGUAUCUUUUUAUUAUUAAUGUACGUUUGUUUCCAUUUAAUCAAACCAUCAAAUGGUGUAAAAAUAAAAGAAAAAAAAGGAAUAUUCGGGAUAAUAUUUGUAUAGUAUAUAUAUAUAUAUAUAUUACGUUAAUUAUAUUUUUUAAAAAUUUACCAUGAGAUAUGAAUCAUGAUGCUCAUAAAAUAAUCUUCCUCUAAAUAGAAACAAAAAACUUGUCUAAGAUCUCAACUCGAAUUGUUUGAUAUCUAAUGUGUAUUUACUCGUCACGUUAUUUUUUACUGGCUGUGCGUUUUUAUUAUAACAAUACGUUGAAACGAUGAAAAAUGAACAAUGGAAAAUCCUAAAAACAAUCGUUGUAGAUUUUGGUUAAGAUUUUUGUGUUGCUAUUGCAUUUGCAAACAUUGGUUUCAAUAUUUAUCCCUGAUAGUGUUAAAAGAAACCAAAAAAAAGGGCUCUAAAAAGUGAAAUAAAAAAUAAUUAUUAGAGUUACGUUAUUCCGCUAUCUCUCGGAUAUUUUGUAAUUUAUUUCUAAUAGGCUUUUUUUUUUUUUUUAACGACAAUAUUUCUCCAUGACUACUUUUUAAAUUAGCAGUACGAAAUAUUUUAUUAUACUCCGUGUUUAAAUUAGUUUCUCUUACGUAUACGUUUAUAAUUUCUUCUGUGAUAUUCUAAUGGACAUUUCAAAUUGGAAAACAUGAAUUCGAUUUAAAAAUAUCUGGAGAAGGACCAAAAAAACCAUUUUUGUCAGUUUAAAAGAAAAAAAGUAAGAACAAUUAGCGAUUAUUUUAAAUAUUAUCGAUCCAAUAAAAUAUACACGUAUGCACAAUUCAUCUUAAGUAUUAGAAAUUUAAAAUUACAAGUUAUAUGUAUAAAUAUACAAACACAAAUACACACACACACACACAUACAUAUGCAUUUUACAUUAUGUACUCGCUGUGAAGUGAUAAUACUGUAUUGUUUUAAUAAUAAUUAGACCGCAAAGUACUAUCGAAUUGCGAGCAUUUCAUAAAAAUGGUCAAAAUGAAGAUAUGAAGAACUAAAAAUAAAAAAGAAAUAGGAAAAAGAAGAAGAAAGAGUUAAGAGAAAAGAAUAAGAAUAUUUAUAAUAGUUAGAGCUUAUAUGUUCAGUACCUUGAAGAAAUUUUUUAGCAAAUACGUGAAUAAAUUCUCUUAAACAAUUCUAUCAAAAACAGCAUCUUCUUCAAUUGAUGAGCUUUGAUUUGAAAAAUAGCUGAAUAAAAUAACAUAUACAUACACAGAUACAUAUACAUUUUAUUCAUUACAUUUAAUGCAUAUUGUGCAUGCUGAACAAAUUAAAACACAAAUUGUCGAACAAAUUCACACGUUGUGAUCUAAAGAACAAAAUUGUAUGAUGAAUUUAAUAUAAUCUUCUUCGUGAUAUCUAUCCAAUUAUGGAAAAAAAAAUAACGAGAUAUGUAAUUAAGAUAUAAUUAAUAUAAUUAAGAAGAGAAAGAGAUUGAGAAAGCAGAGUUCGUAUGUGCUUGUGUGUGUGUGGGUGUGUAAAAUAAUACAAUGAUUAUUAUUGUUCAUAUACAACGCGUGCGAAUUCAAUCCGCGAUCAGUACAAAAAAAGAAAUAUAAACCAAAGGAGAAAGACAUACACGAUGAUGUGGGUGUGUAUUUAUUAUUCAUCAUGGGAUUUCUCGUGGUAUUCGAUGAAACCAUGUAAAAAAUAAAAUUGCGUGAUAACACUCGAUUAAUUAAUAAUCGUAGCUAAUAAAUCCUUUCGUUAUUAGCGUUCAUGCUUAGGGGCUCCAUAGAAAUUCAUAUAGGAAUCCUAUUCGAUGAUACAUAUAUAUAUAUAUGAGUGAAUUUAUAUGGUAUGAUACUCAUGUUAAAACAUGCGGUACGAAAGGGUUUACAUACAUUGUUCUUGCUCAUUUAUAUUCUUCCUACUUAAUUAAAUUUCUUGUGUUUUCUUUUUUUUUUUGGUUGUUGUUAUAUUCAUAUACAAUAUAAAUAAGAAACAUAAGUUGAAAGUGUAUCAAUCAUUAUAUUAUAAAUCCCAUAUUGGAAAUAUUGUCACACUCGCGUUCCCACUUCUUCUAUUGUAUAUAUGAUACACAUAUGUGUGUACAUUUAUUACACAUACAUACAUAGGAUACACAAAUAAUGAAUACAUCAUAAUCAUUAUUCGUCAUCGUUAUAAUAAACAUGCGUAAUAAUUGGAUGAAGAGAGAAACAAACGUGCAACUUCUAUGGUAAAACCUAUAAGAGGUAACUUUUACAACAAAAUCUACCGUAUGUUUGUAUAUACGUAAAUACGAAAUAGGAUACUAUUGUACAGUAGAUUAAUAAAACUAGUUAUUAAAAAUACUAAACAAAAG
Polistes canadensis is the source of this 7484-nucleotide messenger RNA. It is a transcript of the gene pns, whose product is annotated as DENN domain-containing protein 5B. The record is from RefSeq and is a predicted model, not a curated record. Lineage: Eukaryota; Metazoa; Arthropoda; Insecta; Hymenoptera; Vespidae. Bases 396 to 4406 code for a protein of 1336 amino acids. Gene Ontology annotation, molecular function: small GTPase binding; guanyl-nucleotide exchange factor activity. The transcript is spliced from 20 exons.